Messenger RNA from Calypte anna (Anna's hummingbird), 5239 nucleotides. It is a transcript of the gene ZC3H6, whose product is annotated as zinc finger CCCH-type containing 6. NCBI's taxonomy places the organism in Eukaryota, Metazoa, Chordata, Aves, Apodiformes, Trochilidae. Gene Ontology annotation, biological process: negative regulation of DNA-templated transcription. The record is from RefSeq and is a predicted model, not a curated record. Gene Ontology annotation, cellular component: nucleus. Gene Ontology annotation, molecular function: RNA binding; metal ion binding.
GCUGAGGCGACGCCAUCGCGGCCCCGACGGGCGCGGAAGAACGCGGUGGUGGUGGCGGCGGCGAUUGCUGGGCUGCGAGCGCCGGGGGAGGGCCGCUGCUGCUGCUGCCGCCGCCGCUGCUACUGCUGCCGCCGCCGCCUCGUCGUCCUCCUCUUCCUCCUCCUCCUCCUCCGCCGUCGUCCUCUUCCUCCUCCUUCGCCGCCGCCGCUGCCGCCGCCAUUUUGUGAGAGUGCCUCGAGCGGGCGCCAUGUUUGUAAGGAAGAAAUAGGGCAGCCAUCUCCGGCCACCAGCACCUCCCUUCCCCGUGUGUGUGUCCUCUCGUUCUCCUGUGCCCCGGGCCUGCUCCUCCGAGCCGCCGCCGCUGCCGCCUCCUCCUCCUCCUGCCCGCGCGGGGCGGCCGGGCUCAGCCUGUGCAGCCUCGCCCUGCACUGAGUGCCCGUUAGUGUCUCACUAAGUAACCGUGAGUGAAACCUUCAUCCUCUCCUCACUGAAGGGACCCGACCCUCCUCCUCACCGAGCCGCCCCCAGAGCGGCUGUGCGCGCCGCCGCCACCUCCUCCUCCUCCCUCCGCACCACGGGCAGCGGCAGUGUCCUGCCUUCCUCCACCUCCCUCCUCCUCCUCCUCCUCACCACACCACAGCCAGCACAAUGGCCUUUGAAAGCCUGUUCUCCACCCCAAACCCAGUUCUUGACCCAAACAUGCCCGACUCUGACAGGCAACAUGCAGGGACGAAAGAAGAUGGGGAGCUGGAAGAUGGUGAAAUAGAUGAUGCAGCAUAUGAAGAUGUGAAAGAGCAUGGUUCAAAAGGUGAUGACAAACAGAAGAAUGAAAAAGGACAUCGAAAAUCCCGGAAGAAACGCAAAAAAGAAAAAGAAAAGAAAAAAUCCAAAAGGAGGAGACGGGAUAAGCAUAAGCAUAACUCCCCUUCCAGUGAUGACAGCUCAGACUACAGCCAUGACUCUGACAUUGAGCGUACAGAAAGACCACAUAAGAAGAGCAGCAGCUCUUCAUACAGAGAUUAUGAUUCCUCCUUCAGUCAGCAUGGACACGUAUCAGGAAAUUACAUGAGUUCACAGAAAAUGCAACAUAAAAAAAAUGUUAAAAGUAAGGAGUAUGACGACUAUAGUCAUUACAGUGAUGAAAACUUUGGUAAUUAUAACGAGGAAGAAAAGGAUGAAGAUUUUGCUGAUCAGCUUAAACAAUACAGGCAAGCUAAAGAGACCUCCAGUGCUGAUUUAGGACCUCCAUUCCCAAAAGAACCAGUGAAAAAGCAGGGGAUGAAAGGGCUCCAGAAAGGAAUUUCUCAGAGAGGAAAUAAUUACAACAUUGGUCGAGGACGUGGGAUGCAAAAGAAACUGAAACGUAAAGAUCGUGGAAGGGGCCGAGGGGGCAAUAAAGGAUCUGAUGGCUUUCAUGAGGAUGGCAAACCAGUGAAGAAAUGGGUUAAUAUGAGUCAGGAGUUCAUAAAUCAGCACACGGUGGAACACAAAGGCAAACAAAUUUGUAAAUAUUUCCUUGAAGGGAGAUGUAUUAAGGGAGAGCAGUGUAAAUUUGAUCAUGAUGCAGAGAUUGAGAAGAAAAAGGAAAUCUGCAAGUUUUACAUACAGGGUUACUGCACCAAAGGAGAGAACUGCAUUUAUUUGCACAAUGAAUUCCCUUGCAAGUUCUACCAUACAGGAGCAAAAUGCUAUCAAGGAGAUAAGUGCAAGUUUUCUCACGCUCCCCUGACUGCAGAAACAAAAGAGCUGUUGGAUAAGGUUCUGAAUAACGAGGAGGAACCCCAAAAUGAAGAUGAGAAAGAACUGGAGGAACUCAGAAAGCGUGGCAUAGUUCCUCUGCCAAAGCCACCACCAGGUGUUGGACUGCUGCCCACCCCCCCAGAGCAGUAUCCAUUUUCUGAGUCUGACCUGGAAAAUUACCAAGAUCCUUCAGGAGACUACAAGAAAAUCCCAUCUCUCUUUGAGAUAGUUGUGAAACCUACUGUGGACUUAGCACACAAGAUUGGAAAAAAGCCUCCCACCUUCUACAACAGUGGAUCACCCCCCAGACCACCCUUCCAAGGCAACGACCCCCACUCUCAGCAUAUGUACAACCCGGGUUCAAGCCCAGGACCAGGACCUGGCAUGUCCCAAGGACACAACGGGCCCCCAAUGCACCCAGGCUCCCCUGGCCACCACCCCUGUGGGGGCCCUCCAGGGCCGGGCAUGCCGCAGAGCCCCCCCAUGCAGGGGGUGCCCCCAGGCUUCCUCGGGCCCCAGAACCAGACUGGUAUGCCUAUGCAAGGACAGCAGGGGGGCCCACCCCUCACACCCCCGGGGAUGGGGGGCUCCUACAAUGCCCCAGGAGUCCAAGGACACAUGGUGAACAUGCCCAGAGAGAAUCAUUGUCCUCCAGGGCCACAGUACCAGCAGAUGCCUGGUGAGCGGCAGCCCAACAUGAACUAUGAGCCCAUUCAGAACCCUGCUGAUUUCUAUGACAAUUACUACUCUCAUCAAGCUGUACAUAACUUCCAGCCAGCUAAUAACUCUGGUGAUGGAACAUGGCAUGGAGAAUUUACAGACCACCAGGCUCACCUCAUGGCUCAAGAGCCUCACCCUGGUGGAGGUGACUCGGACUCCAUGGGCAGCCACAUGGGCCAUAAACCACCCCUCAAUGUACCAGAUUUUCUCCCAGCAAUGCAGAAGGCCCUUUAUGCCAGACUUAGCCAAAAGCAUCAAAGAGAUGGAGACUCUGUCAGCAGCCAGGGGCAGAGGGCAAUGAGCAAAGACGAAGAUGACAAUGUCAACUGGUACUCCAGCAGUGAGGAGGAGGAGGGGAGCAGCGUGAAAUCCAUACUGAAAACCUUAAAGAAACAGAGCGAGAACUUCAGGAAUCGACAGCAACAUUCCACAGAGCAGCACAUGCUGGGGAUCCCCACGGAUCCCAGGCUGGCAAAGGAAAAGGGGCCCGGGCCUCAGGCCUCUGACCCCAGACUUCGGGCCUCCCCCAGGUCCAACCCCAGAAAACCUUCGGAACCGGCGCCCCUGGACCCGCGGCUGGCGCGGGACCCCAGGAUGCACAAGGUCGGUGAGGGUGCUCACCCCGGCUCCUCCCUGGGAGGGCCAAAGCUGGAGCUGCACCACCCCCACGGGGGGGUGAAAGUCAAGCAGAAAGGGAUGGAUGAGGAUGAAGAGGACUCGGAACGAGAGCUGAGGGAACGAGCUUUCCUCAUCCCCCUGGAGCCCUUGCCCGGCGUGACGUUACGGGACCCCCGCUCUCAGCUGAGGCAGUUCAGCCACAUUAAGAUGGACGUCACCCUGAUGAAACCAAACUUUGCCAAGCACAUUGUCUGGGCACCCGAAGACCUGCUCCCCAUCCCUCUGCCUAAACCCGACCCCGUCUCCUCCAUCAAUUUACCUCUCCCUCCUCUCAUCGCCGACCAGAGACUCAAUAAACUGCGGAACCUGAAGAGUGACCCCCACCCCGGCCCCGUGCCCGCCGACCCCCGCCUGGCUGCCAAGGUGAAGAACAACCUCACAGCCAGGAACACCUACCUGGAGCCCUCCCAGGAUUCCCACGCCAGCAGCUCCAGCAAACUGGGAGACCCUCGCUUACAAAAAAACGUCGACCCCAGGCUCCACAGACUCUCGGGUGCUGCAGACACACACCACGGAGUGGCCAAGGAUUCCCACCCUCCCAAAUUCGACCCUCGCCUCGCCAGACCCAGCCCCAGCUCCUCACAGCCCUCGGAAGCGGCGGCAGCUAAACCCGACCCGGAUGCUCUGCCUCCCUACGCCCCCAAAUUGUCAUCCAGCGGGGUGAGGCUGGGAGCUCCGGGCUCCAUCCUGAGCGGGAUCAGCCUGUAUGAUCCCAGGGAUCACAGCUCAGCCUCGGACACGGCUCCAGCAGGCUCGGGAGAGAACGGGGAGAACCAGAAAAAAAGCAUUCUGAAAAACGCCGCUAAAAGCGAAGCGGCUCCCCCCGAAGAGCCCUCCCUGCAGAAAGCUGCCUCCAGCACGGAGAAAUCCACGGAAGGGUCGGGGGAAGCUGCUGCAGAGAAAGGCACGGGCAGCAGCAAAGCUCAGGCCAAACACUCCAGCACUGCCCCGGCCGUGCACAACCUCCCCAUCCAGGCUCUGUCGGGGUUGAUCAGACCGCAGUACAGUGACCCCAGGCAGGUGAGGCAGCCCGGGCAGGGGACUCAGCCCCAGGAGAACGAUCCCAACAACGGGGGGGAGUCAGAUGACAAGUCCUUAAAAGAUGUUUUCAAGACUUUUGACCCCACCGCUUCACCGUUUUGUUAGCAAUUGAUUUUAAGUCCUUUUUACUGUUGUGAAUAUUGCAGUUCUCUGCUGGUUUUGUAACUGGUUUACCUCUUCGCUUUAUUUAUUUUUAAAUUAUAAUUAUCAACACUUUUCAGCUGCUAAUCUCAGAACCACAUGCAGUUAUACAGUACGCUCUAGUGUUUGCAAAGCUGUGGUAUUUUCUAUAUAAUACUUUUCCAGUUUCAGGGAGACUAAUAAUUGACAUGUAGAAAAAACAAAACGAAACAACCCCCCCCCACCCACCCCCCCUGUAUCGUGUUAGAGCUGAUAAAAGCACUUUCAUUGUAAAUAAGUCAUUAAGGAAAGUCCCCAGACUUGUAUAUGUGUGAGCUGUCUCUUUCAUAAACGACAUUUAGAUAUGAUUGCCACAUUUGUAUGAUUGUAUAGAUCCAAGCAAUAUUAUGUACAUUAUUACUGUGAGAGACACUGUUUGACAAGGAUCACCCGAUGCAUCAAGCCAAACUGAUUCACAGCCCACGGGAAUGAUGUGGAAGGAACAGCUCUGAUCCUCCUUUUCAGAUCAGCUGAUGUGAGACCUUGACAGUUUUUACUCAUGCAGUCGAUAUUCUUAGUGUAAAAGAGACCUAUAUCACAUAUUGAGGAUUAAAAAUGUCAUAUCUUUUAAAAGUAUUUUAUUCUAUGCUGUAUAUAGAAGAAAUUGUGAAGUACAUACCUAGAAGAAAGUUCCUGUUAAAAGUGGAGAAUUACCUAAGUUGUCUAAUACAGAAAAGGUUUUUAUUUAAUUUUUUUUCCACGCAUACACAAUUCUGAUUAGUGCUCUAAGUUACAUUGUGGUGUUCAUGUAUUUCAAUGUAUUUUUGUAUUCAGCUGCUUAAUUUGUAUUGCUUUUUUUGUAUUGAUGUAACUGCAGUACUUGUAUUCAUGGUGUCUUUACGACAUUUUUAACAAAAGAAUUAAAAAGGGUACAGCAAAA